Molecule: messenger RNA, 983 nt
Organism: Triticum aestivum (bread wheat)
Lineage: Eukaryota; Viridiplantae; Streptophyta; Magnoliopsida; Poales; Poaceae
Exons: 4
Coding region: 229-792 (187 amino acids)
Source: RefSeq, a predicted model, not a curated record
GCUAUUGGGGCGUAACCUCCCGCUGGACAGUUGACACACGGCCCUCAUGCGUCCCAGAUCCAACCAGCCGGCCUGCCUACACGCAUAAACAAACGUAGGCUAUUUACCUUCCGUAACGCAAUGGGACUAGUCCCCGAUCCCGAACGGCUUAACCACACAUAACAUACGGGGAAAUCCUUCUAUUUACUUUGGCCAGCCGCCAAGAGGCACCGGUACAUCGAUCCAUCGAUGGGUUCCUUAUUCUCUUCCCCUGCCCGCGGCGACGGCGGCGCCGCUAUCUUUGAUUACGCCAACCCUCCCCCAGGCAGCCGUAUGUCAAAAGAAGAUAUCGUCGCCCACCGAAUUUCUCAGCUUGUCGACGUCGCCCUUGAACAUUACAACUCCAACAACCCGGGUGCCGAGUUCGAGUAUCCGGGGUAUCCUCCCACCACGGACAUGAACGCCGUCUGCGUCGGUUUUAGGGGAACUUUCUGGUACCACCUCGGCUUUUCGGCUCGCCCAGUGGACGCCACCGCCGAGACGCAACACUUCUUUGCCGAGCUAUAUUUUGAUAGACGCUUCUGCCAAAUAACCGUUGAAACAUGCACUAUCUUAGAAAAGCCGCUGUGCCGCUUUAGAGCCUCGUGUGCAUUUUGUCCAGAUGAAUCCAAUAUCUUGCACCCAAGCAGUGCAGAAUUUUUCUAUGGAAAACAAGAUCACGAAAAAGAAUUCUUUCGCAAGAGAGAUAUGCUAGUGCGGCCAUUCAAUUCUUUUAUAACACCUCCUGAUAUAGAUAGCACCGACGAUCCAUGAUUCAACUCAUAUGUUAUGGCCUAUGGAUUAUAGUUGUAAAAUAAGUAUGUUUUUCUUCUAGACUCAACUCAUAUGUUAUGGCCUAUGGAUUACAGUUGCAAAAUAAGUAUGUUUUUCUUUUUGACUCGACUCAUAUGUUAUGGCCUAUGGAUUACAGUUCUAAAAUAAGUAUGUUUUUCUUCUUGUUUUUA